GCGCGGGGCUAGAGCUCUUGGAGAAGUGGGCUCGGUGCGCGGCGCUCUGCGCGGUCCCAGGGAGCGCCGGGCGGCAGCGGCGGCCGCAGGAGCAGCAGCAGCAGCCCCCCGCGUGGCCGCCGCCUCCGCGCCGCCAGCCGCCAAGGCUGCAGCCUCCGAAGGGAGGCCAGGGGAACCGGGGUGCGGACUUUCCCGCGGACUUUCGGAGUGUUUGUGGAUUUACAUGCCCAGCCAUCAAGAUGAUGUCCAUGAACAGCAAGCAGCCUCACUUUGCCAUGCAUCCCACCCUCCCUGAGCACAAGUACCCAUCGCUGCACUCCAGCUCCGAGGCCAUCCGGCGGGCCUGCCUGCCCACGCCGCCGCUGCAGAGCAACCUCUUCGCCAGCCUCGACGAAACGCUGCUGGCGCGGGCCGAGGCGCUGGCGGCUGUGGACAUCGCCGUGUCCCAGGGCAAGAGCCACCCGUUCAAGCCGGACGCCACGUACCACACGAUGAACAGCGUGCCAUGCACGUCCACGUCCACCGUGCCGCUGGCGCACCACCACCACCACCACCACCACCACCAGGCGCUCGAGCCCGGGGACCUGCUGGACCACAUCUCCUCCCCGUCGCUGGCGCUCAUGGCCGGCGCGGGCGGCGCGGGCUCGGCGGGCGGCGGUGGUGGCGCCCACGACGGUCCGGGGGGCGGCGGUCCGGGGGGCGGCGGCGGCCCCGGCGGCGGCGGCCCCGGGGGCGGCGGCGGCGGCGGCCCGGGGGGCGGAGGCGGCGGCCCGGGCGGCGGGCUGUUGGGCGGCUCCGCACACCCGCACCCGCACAUGCACGGCCUGGGCCACCUGUCGCACCCGGCGGCUGCGGCCGCCAUGAACAUGCCGUCGGGGCUGCCGCACCCCGGGCUGGUGGCGGCGGCGGCGCACCACGGCGCCGCGGCGGCGGCAGCGGCGGCGGCGGCGGGGCAGGUGGCGGCGGCGUCCGCGGCCGCGGCCGUGGUGGGCGCGGCCGGCCUGGCGUCCAUCUGCGACUCGGACACGGACCCGCGCGAGCUCGAGGCGUUCGCGGAGCGCUUCAAGCAGCGGCGCAUCAAGCUGGGCGUGACGCAGGCCGACGUGGGCUCGGCGCUGGCCAACCUCAAGAUCCCGGGCGUGGGCUCGCUCAGCCAGAGCACCAUCUGCAGGUUCGAGUCGCUCACGCUCUCCCACAACAACAUGAUCGCGCUCAAGCCCAUCCUCCAGGCGUGGCUCGAGGAGGCCGAGGGCGCGCAGCGCGAGAAAAUGAACAAGCCCGAGCUCUUCAACGGAGGCGAGAAGAAGCGCAAGCGGACUUCCAUCGCCGCGCCCGAGAAGCGCUCCCUCGAGGCCUACUUCGCCGUGCAGCCGCGGCCCUCCUCGGAGAAGAUCGCCGCCAUCGCCGAGAAACUGGACCUCAAAAAGAACGUGGUGCGGGUGUGGUUUUGCAACCAGAGACAGAAGCAGAAGCGGAUGAAAUUCUCCGCCACUUACUGAGGGGGUGGGGCGGGUGGGCGCGGGAGGAGGGGCCGAGCAGGGAG
Messenger RNA from Myotis daubentonii (Daubenton's bat), 1543 nucleotides. RefSeq names its product POU class 4 homeobox 1 (gene POU4F1). Gene Ontology annotation, biological process: regulation of transcription by RNA polymerase II. Gene Ontology annotation, molecular function: RNA polymerase II cis-regulatory region sequence-specific DNA binding; DNA-binding transcription factor activity, RNA polymerase II-specific. NCBI's taxonomy places the organism in Eukaryota, Metazoa, Chordata, Mammalia, Chiroptera, Vespertilionidae. The record is from RefSeq and is a predicted model, not a curated record.